AUCUACAACAAUGCACAAUGCUGUAUUAGUGAGGAGCUGGGGAUCGUGGGCGUCGACUGCGAGGCUCCCAGCACGACUCCAUCUGACGCAACGGGUCUCCGGAGCAUUUGUGCCGCUGCCGGAAAAGUACCCCGAUGCUGCGCCGUUCCGAUUGCCGGUCAGGAUGUACUGUGCACGAAUGCUUGA
This is a messenger RNA of Aspergillus aculeatus ATCC 16872, 186 nucleotides long. RefSeq lists its product as uncharacterized. Gene Ontology annotation, cellular component: extracellular region. The annotation marks the transcript as partial. The record is from RefSeq and is a predicted model, not a curated record. The transcript is spliced from 2 exons. NCBI's taxonomy places the organism in Eukaryota, Fungi, Ascomycota, Eurotiomycetes, Eurotiales, Aspergillaceae.